This is a messenger RNA of Populus trichocarpa (black cottonwood), 2021 nucleotides long. RefSeq names its product tobamovirus multiplication protein 1. The transcript is spliced from 13 exons. Bases 673 to 1734 code for a protein of 353 amino acids. Lineage: Eukaryota; Viridiplantae; Streptophyta; Magnoliopsida; Malpighiales; Salicaceae. The record is from RefSeq and is a predicted model, not a curated record.
AAUCAGCUUGCAUUCUCUAUCUUUACUGAAAAUUUUAUGUUAUUUGGUAAUUAUAAUUUUAUCAAGUUAAAUUUAUUUUCUCGACUAAAUUUAUAAUUAUAAAAGUUAUUUUUUUAAUGUUUUUAGAUAAUUUUGAUUUUUUAAUCUGAAAAAUAAUUUUUUAAAAAAUAAAAAAUAAUACCUAAAAAAUAAUACCUACGCACACACGAUCGCUAAACCUUUCUGGGCAGCACCGGCAGAAUAACAUGUGCGCAAGCGGGGAGUUGGGAAGAUAGCACGUUACUACUCGUAGGUCAGGCCAACCAAACCAAACCUCGCCAGGGAAUUCACAAGCCACUAGGUGCUGAAACUUGAAAGACCCACCAAAAAAAGAGAACCAUUUCUCAGCAGCAGCGAAGCCAGGCUAGGUAAGCAACUAAUAGAGUAUGCCAGAGGUCAAACCCAAAAACAGGAGGAGCAAAUCAACAGAUUACAGAUCCUCUGUCGUUGUCUCUCCGUACACCUCCUUAUCAUCGUUUCCUAGGUACUUACUUCCCAUAUAAAACCCGCUCUCAAAAAUUAACAACACAACCCCUUAUUUCCUUGUAUCUCUCCUUAGCUCUUCCUCUCCUAGGUUUCCCCUCCUGCUGCGAGAUUCCCUCCAGUUGCUCUAAAUAAAAUUAAAAACAAAGAAUGAAUAUAAAAUCAAACUGCUCCCCGUUGGACCUGCUUAUUGUUAAUAUAGCACUUGCUUGCAUCGAUGGUGCUCUUGCUUGUAUUGCAUUUUCUCAGUUUACAAGGAUCCAUCUGCGAAAUCAACAAACUGGAUGGACACGCCAGAAAGUACUCCAUCUCAUGGUUGCCUCUUGCAACUUGGGUUACUUCAUCUACUUUAUAUCUACAGUUAUUGCUACUUGUGAUAGGUGGCCUUGCUGGUCUCAUGCAUGUGGUUUUGUCCUCAUGGCAUUUCCCAAAAUUCUGUUCCUUGCAGCGUUUCUGCUUCUUCUAUCUUUCUGGGUCGACCUUUGCCAUCAGGCAAAUGAAGAAGAUGACGACGAAGAAGAACAUAGCUCUCAACAGCCUUUGUUGGAAAGUUCAAAGAAUAAACCUGGUUCAACGAACACAGAUAAUUUCUGGAGUUGCUGCUCAUUCCGAGGCAUUCAUGUUGGUGGUCGUCAGAAAUUUGUUAUCACAGUUGUCGUGUUGAUCUUUUUCUUAAUGCUGUCGUUUGCUGUGAUAAUCUGGAUUGGAGUGGGAAAGAAUCCAAUUUGUUCUUCAGUAGCUGCCCGGGUCUAUGUAGAUUUUUUGGCCUCUGCAAUCCUCAUAUUGGGAGGGGCUUUAGGCUGCUAUGGUCUUCUCCUAUUUCUUAAAUUGAGGAAUGUAAGGUCUGAGACAGCUUCAUCUGAGAUGCGGAAGGUUGCUGGUCUGGCAGUUGUCUCUGUUGUAUGUUUUACGUCAAGUGCUGCAGUGGCUCUUCUUACAGAUGUACCUCUUCUAUAUGAUUGGAGUAUGGAGAAUAAAAAUGAAGCAAAAACACUAGUUCUUCUAGUUUUUUACUAUUUUAUAGGUUCGUCUGUGCCCUCAGCCUUUGUAUUAUGGGCCAUGAGAGAAUUGCCAACCCCAGUUACAAUUACACAAGCACAAUCAAGAGCAGUAACUUUUUUUUGUUAUGGGGCAGAUGGAACACAAAAUCCUCGGCACUGGGUUGCUGCUACAACUUCAAAUAAUCAGGUGUCAAAAGCAAGUCCAAUAUAAGCAUCAUUAUCAUAUUCUGUGCUAAAGAAUGCGGAAAGUAUAGAAAGCUGUAUUUGUUACGGGUGGAAGUCCAAUUGUGCAAUAUGACGAGCCAGCAGCUUCCUUACUCUUCACGUUGAAAUUUCUUACACUCUUGGUUGGGUAUCAAAUUUUGACAUCAAUGAUUGUACAUAACUUUUAAUAUAGCAAGCGAGACUAACGUUUUGGUUAACGAGAAUUUCCACUUUCUUACCAUCUCCUUUGAAAACUCGCCAUGGAAGGUCUAUAUGAAAAGAUUUUUGCCAAUA